UCAGUGUUCAGCUGAACCGAGGUCAAAAUAAGGUCACAGACACAUACACAGUUUGCAAUGCAUGCAUAAUGGCAUGAAUAAUGCACUCGCGCUGUACUACUGUGUAUAAAAUGCACUCGUCGUACAACAUGUAAAUUUCGUGCGAUGUUGAUGUUUGUUAGACCAUGUUAGACAUGUUUAUAUGAGUUGAAUGUUGGUCCAUGGCUUAUUCAUUGAUUGAAUUAAUUUAAUUAAAACGAAAAAGCCACAUCACAUGAUGAUGAAUGAAGAAAAGCAACGAUAAAUAAAAAUGUAUGUUUUUUACCCAGUGAAAUUGUGCAAAUGUCUCGGGACAAGGCAAGACAACCAAAAAAGUAUAACAUUUAGUUAGAAAGAAUUUAGAAGACUUCUCAAUCUCUUAGUUAUAAAUAUGACAUGUUGCUUUUGUGAACUGAAAUGUCAUAAAAACUGCACGGUGUGGUCAAAUGUACGAUUGCAACUUGCAAUUUGCAAUUGGUGCAAUCAUAUUCUGAAAACACAAACAAAUUUGUUCAACAUAAAAAAUAUGAAUGUGGUAAACCUUCAUUUAUUUACCAUUGUUUUGUACACAAAUUGUUUGUCUGACAGCUUCAAUCCAGGUAAACAAUUGAAGUUGACCUCAAAGGAAAACAAAUUAUGUGUUGUAGAUUUGAAAAGAAGAUGAAAUAAUUAAAUUAGUUAUUAAUAUAUUCUAAUUUAAUUUAUCAAUUCAUCAGUUUAUAUAUACGGUAUCAAAUACUAAAAUCAGGUCAAAUUGGUUGCCAUCAAUCAUUUUUUUCUUAUAAAUUCAAUAUUUUAUAACUGGUCUGUGAAGUCAAUUGUACUGUAGAUUAUGUUGUUUGUGUAAUAACUAAAAAGUAGUAUGCAUGAUGUACAGUAUACUAAGUAGUAAUAAGUUAGUAUACACAGUAGAUAAAUGCUUUAAAUGAAAUACAGGGGUAGUGGGAGUGUGUUUGUACAUUGUACUUGUUGUGUGUAGAACCUGGUAGUACCAUGUACAGUCAUCAACGGCUGCCACUAACUAGUGCUUUUCGAUGAUUACUGGCUGAGUGCCACAACCCAUCAUUAAUCCAAAAGUGAAGUCAUAAACAGUAGGUCAAGGUCACUUCAUUGAAGGAGUCCCAUUACACAUGGCUGGCUCAUUAUCGCAUUGAUAAAUGACUGUUACUUGCUGCCCCUUUGAUGCUAAUGACAACGUUUGCUCAUCACUAAACACAACUGAUGCACAGUGCUUGCUUAGUUAUCACUGGGAUCUCUCAAUGGAGACACAGUGUACAGUGAAAGUAUUGGUGAGAUGUGUGUGAAGAAGAGAUGGCUUGACGAGAUAAUCAAAGCUGGUGCACAGUAGCUGUGGUUAUAAUCAUCAGGAAAGGAUUACACCCGAGAGUCAGAGUACCGGUUCCGAAUGUAGGGAUCCCAGCCAUGUCACUGCCGUUACUACUUUGAUUGGAUCCAUCGUGUGCAUUUUGCACACCAUACAUCCACAUGGGCAGAGGAUGCAAUGCUGUAACCGUGAUGUGCUACGGACAUGUAAUGGUGGGAGGAUGUACAUUGUUGUGCAUGAACCUGUAGUGUUACAUGUAUUUCCUGAUCCAAGGACUAAAUUGAUUGCUAAACAUUUCGUAACUAACCAUAUCGUAGAAAUAUGAGAACGCUACACUUGAUGACUGAUGGAGCUGAUCGGUGGUUAACUUCUAAGUGAUGAAUAGUGACUUUUAAUCACAGAUGCUGUAAGGAUUAUCAUGUGUCUGUAUCUUCUGGUGUCGAACUCCUUCAUGCGAUUCUACUGAUACACACUAGAGCGUGGGCGUUCCAGGCCCUUUUCUGUUGUAUCCUGUUGCAGAAUUGGUUUGUGAUAACAUAGGGCAAGGUGAUACACAACAAGCUCUUAUGUUGGUGAAACCAGGAAACAACUACUGGCACAUUGUGUAUAGUAUACAUAAUGCUAAUGUCUGUGUACAUGUAGUGCUACUUGUAGAUUCAUGUCUGCCUGCAACUUGCAUUGAAUCUACUGCAUCUGAAAAAGCUAUCUGAUGGAAACAGAUACAAGUGUCAUCGUAAUAAAAUGCAGCAUUAGGGCAACCUGAUAUGAUACAUGUUUACAGUGAAUACACACUAGUUUGCUGUGUUUACUCAGCACUGUGUAAUGUAAUCUACAUGUAACUGUGCACUUGACCCCCAUUGAGUAGCCUAUCCCUACAGUUGGUGGUUGUUGAGCCAUGUCAGAGUAGGAGGUGGUAUUGAGUAUGAAUGUACAACAUAUAAGGAUUACUGUUCAUGUGAUUAAUGCAUGAGGCACACAUCAUAUGUAGACACUACACCAGUUCAAGGAGAUAACAGUUAUUUCCUCUUCUCUGCACACUCAACUGCAUAGUCAACUGCAUGGCAAGCAUUGAUCUUGGGUGAACUCCUCUUGAGGAGCGAUUCUAUCAUUAUGACUGAGGAGGACAAAUUUCCUUACACCCCUUUGCUGGACACCAAAGACGAGCACAACCGGUUGGUGUGUAUCAUCGAGGAAUCCGAUUCCACUUCUGUCUGUCAGAUAUUCAGAGCGAUUCAAGAUGGCAAAGAUCAUGAGCGCUUCAUGGAGCAUCUUAAGACUCGGAUCCAGGAGCAUGACCGAGACAUCGAGAGGAUGUGCAACUUCCACUACCAAGGGUUCGUGGAUAGUAUUGGUCAGCUCCUUAAGGUCCGCGCAAUCGCAGAGAAGCUCAAGGAGGAGAUUCUCAACACAAACAGAGCCCUGCAGCGAUCAGGGCUGCCUGUAAUACAACAGGCAGAGGAGCUGGAGAAAACCAGAAAGAUGCAUCGAAACAUAGUGGCUACUGUAGAGCAUCUUCAACUCUGUCUACCUGUUCUUCAGAUGUACUGCAAGUUGAAUGAACAGAUGGAAGCAAAAAGAUAUUACACUGCCCUAAAGACAUUAGAGCAGCUUGAACACACCCAGUUGCCGAGAGUCACACGCUAUCGGUUCUGUGAGAAUAUGGCCAAGAACAUUCCCAAGUUAAGAGACAGCAUCAUGGAGGCCUCCAUGAGUGAUCUAAAGGACUUCCUGGAGAGUAUACGAAAGCACUCUGACUGGAUAGGGGAAGAAGCUAUGAAACAGGUUCAGAAACGGAAUAACAUGGAGGAUAACAUCUUCGGAAAGGGAAUAGUUGCACCCAAGAAGGAGUCGUCGCUGGUAGAGGCAGACAACACAAAUCCCUUCAGUGAUGAGAUCGAAGAAGAUGAGGAGAUCAGCCCCCUGGACAAGGUGGAUUUCUCUCCAGUCUAUCGAUGUCUUCAUAUCUACUCCGUGUUAGGUAUGAGGGAAACAUUCGAGGGUUACUACCGCAAACAACGAGGAAAACAGUCUAAACUAGCUAUCCAGCCUCAUGGACAUAUGUAUGAAAAACUAGAGCACUACAAGAAGUACUUUUACCAGAUUUUAGGUUUCUUUGUGGUUGAGGAUCACAUAUUGAAUACAACGGAGGGACUUGUGACGAGGCAAUACCUAGAUGACUUAUGGAACACAGCCCUCUCCAAAAUAGCAGCCACAUUACGAAACAACUCUGCCUACUGUACCGAUGCCACACUCCUCCUCCAAAUUAAAGACCAAAUUGUUCUCUUCACCCACACAUUAAGUAGUUAUGGUUUCAACACGGCGCCCAUCGUUGAGCUUCUCCUAGACCUAAAAGAUCAGUACAAUGAGAUCCUGAUGAACACAUGGGUGCAAGUGUUCAGUGAGAUCUUUGAAAAUGACAACUACACAGCAAUUAUUGUUGAGACAUCACAUGAUUACAACGAGAUCACAAGAACAAUACCCUUCCUUAAUGAAGACAUCGAAAAGCAACCCUACCCAAAAAGACUCCCCUUCUCAGAGUUUGUUCCCAAGGUCUACAAGCAGAUCAAGGAGUUCAUCUACGCCUGUCACAAGUUCUCUCAAGACCUGCACCUUACCCAGACGGAGAGAGAUGACAUGAUCCGAAAGUCCACCAACAUCCUCCUGACGAGAACUUUGAGUGGCUGCCUGACGGCACUCAUCAGGAAACAGAGCCUUGGUCUGGUGGAGCUUGUUCAAGUAACCGUCAACACUAUACACUUGGAGCAUGCGUGCACCCAUCUAGAGAGCUUCAUCUCUAAUAUAACAGGAACCACAGGCGACAACAUCCAUGCAGCUGGUCUGCAGAGCACCAAUAUCUUCCGAGAUGCUCGCAGCGAAGCUGAGCUAGAGAUUUAUAAGAGACUCAACGCCAAGGUGGAUCAGUUCCUGGAGCUAGCGUCUUAUGACUGGACGCUGGAUGAACCCAAGGGUCAUGCUAGCGGCUACAUUAUGGAUAUUAUUAGGUUUCUGGAAGGAAGCUUCAAGGCAUUUGUGCAUUUACCGGGUAAGGUAGCGCAGACAGCGUGUCUGUCAGCAUGUAAACAUCUCUCUGAAGCUUUGAUGGAGUUUCUAUUGGACAGUAACAUUCGACUGAUGACCAUGGGAGCCAUUCAACAGUUCAGCUUCGACAUCAUACAGUGUGAAUUAUUUGCAAAUUCAGAACCGGUACCUGGCUUCCGCGAGGGCGCUCUUCAGAUGACCUUUGUGCAGUUGAGGCAGUUACUUGACCUCUUCAUGGUGUGGGAUUGGUCAACAUACCUGGCCGAUUACAACCAGCCGACUAGCAAGUACAGUCGGGUCAAUCCACACACAGCUAUCACAAUCCUGGAAAAGAUGAGAGAUUCAGAGAAGAAAAAGAGCAACCUCUUCGCCAAUUUCAAGAAGACUGAUCGGGACCGUAAGAAACUGAUGGACUUGGUGUUGAAACAGCUGAGGGCAUUGGUCAACAACGGGCCAAUCAGAGGAUAAAGAUGGCUUUAAGCCACUCCCUCUGUGUAUCUGAACAUAAAUAAACGAGGAGAUUGCAAAUCUUGCCAGUAGAGAGUGUCUUAUUGAGUCGCCCCUUUUGAAGGGUGUGUGUCGUCUUGGGGGGAAAACAAAACGAACAACAGAAAGUGGAUGGUUGAAGUCUCACAUACUGAGAUAGGUUUGGUUGUUAUCCGAGACGGAGAAAAAAAAAGGGUGUGAUGAGAAUGUCAUCAUUGGCAUUGAGGGAUAGAUACCUGCUACUGAAUCUGAUCUGAUGUCAUCACACUUUAUAUCUUGCUUGCGCCAUUUCAGUUUCCCUGUCUGUCACUGUGCAGCGCAAAUUUCAAACAAUGUGUGCGCAGUUGGCCAUCCACCAUGCGCUUAUGUGUAAUAUUGACUCCCAAAGUAGCAGACCAUGGCCAGACUGUAGCGCCGUGUGACGUCAAGAUUAGGGGGAGGGGGAGUUAAAGCCAUUAUACACUUUCGGCACUCAAAAAAAAAAAAAAAAUCACA
Asterias rubens (European starfish) is the source of this 5362-nucleotide messenger RNA. RefSeq names its product exocyst complex component 6B-like. Gene Ontology annotation, cellular component: exocyst; membrane. NCBI's taxonomy places the organism in Eukaryota, Metazoa, Echinodermata, Asteroidea, Forcipulatida, Asteriidae. The record is from RefSeq and is a predicted model, not a curated record. Bases 2453 to 4849 code for a protein of 798 amino acids. Gene Ontology annotation, biological process: exocytosis; intracellular protein transport; Golgi to plasma membrane transport. The transcript is spliced from 18 exons.